Saccharomyces kudriavzevii IFO 1802 is the source of this 2763-nucleotide messenger RNA. It is a transcript of the gene LPX2, whose product is annotated as Lpx2p. NCBI's taxonomy places the organism in Eukaryota, Fungi, Ascomycota, Saccharomycetes, Saccharomycetales, Saccharomycetaceae. The transcript has a single exon. The record is from RefSeq and is a predicted model, not a curated record. Gene Ontology annotation, biological process: eisosome assembly. Bases 1 to 2763 code for a protein of 920 amino acids.
AUGUCCUUAAUAUCUUCGUCUCAAACCGCUAAUAUGGGGUCUACCCAGACCUCCUCUGGGCUAACUACUGAAAGCAAGACGAUCAAAGUGUCCACUUUGACAAAGUCAUUGCAUUCUUCUCAAAUGCAUCGCUCAGCUCCGGAAGCAUCUCGCUCGAUUUCUGAUGAUGUCCAAAAGCUCAAAAGCAUAUAUUCCACUUAUCAGCGCCGUGGACAGCCUUUGAGCAAAGAGGCCAUAUUCCAUGCGAAACAAAAGUAUGGCAUUUUGAACACCCCAGCCAAUUAUAAAACACUCGGAUUAGGGGAUUUUGGCAGUGAAUCAGCAGACUUGGCAGCCCGUUUAGCCAAUAAGAAAACAGAAAGCUUAACUAAUGACUCUGCUGGGUCCACAAUCGAACAAAAAGCUCAGAAAGAGGCUUACAAAAUAACCUUUUCGAAGAUUCCUUUAACACCACCUGAAGAGGUUCCCAUGAAGGUUAAUUUGGGUUUGAAGGGUAAGCGGGACCUCUUAACAAGGACAGCCGCACAAAAGGCAUUGGCUUCUAGUUUUUCAUCAGAUGAUUCCACAAUUGCUGUAUCUAACAGUUCCGGCGUAAAUAAAAGCAAGUCUCGUGGCUUUACUGUUGGCAGUGAAUUCGACGUGGGCGCUGUCAAUCCGCACCACCCUGCAGGUUUCAAAUCCUUAGAUUUGUCCAAGGUAUUGGAUGGAGCUGAAAGAAGAGCAAUUGGUAGAGUUAAUAGUAGAUUGUAUCCGCAAAAGUUAAACUUUCAAAACGGACUACAAACUGGCAAAGAGAGCGGCUUAUCUGAGGCUAAUAAAGAAGUUUUCAAGAAGGGAACAUUGGAAAAGGUUGAGCGUUCCGCCGAACAAUUUUUAGAGUCUCAACCCAGUAUUGACAGGCAAAGGCUAAACGAUCGUCAAUAUAUGUAUGCAAAGAGCGCGGCUGAUGCAGUAAAAGACCUUGAUCCAAAAGCAUUGGAAGACCCGAACUUUGCUGCAAAAGAGCUGCAAAAGAAGAUGUACUUAAAGCAGGUAUCAUCUCCGGUUGUACUGCACGAAGCUCAGAAGCUUGCAAACAAGAAAUUGCAGGAUAUUGACUCAAGUAAUACUUAUAUGCUUCUAUUUGGCAACCAAGCUUACAAUAAGCUUGCUGUUAAGAUUGCUUUAGAGCACUACUCCACUAAUCAAAGGCAAAAGAAGAAAAUUUACUUAGGUGGCGGUUUGUGGACAACCCCAGAAGAAGUAGAUACUGUGGCCAGGAACUUGAUAUCGCCAUUGGUAAACGAGAUUGACGAACGGGCUAGGAGACAGCGCGAUGUUGAUAAGGAUAUUGAAAGGAGGAGAAGAGUUCUAGAUCAGGAGUAUGAGGACUGGAAUUACAUGGAACGUGCGAAAGACCAAAAUGACAGGCAGGUGUUGUUAGCUGUGGCAUCGAAACAAGAACAGGAAAAGGUAACUAACACAGCUGAGAGGGGGCAAAACUACGAUUUGUUUGUACUGAACGAGAAUAGCAGAGUACAGCAGAAGGAGAGAGAACUUCAGACUGCCAAGCAAAAUCGCGAAAAUUUGAGGAUUGAGUUGCAGGAAAUACUGUCCAAGAAUCUGUCUGCAGAAAAAGACGAUCUGACAGGUUGGAACGAAUCCUGCGAAAGAGAUCUUAAGAAUACGAGCAUCGAACAAGCUCAGGUCUUUAAAUCAAAUGCGAAUGAUUUGAGAGUCUCGGAAAAAGAAUAUGACGAUCUUGUUGGCGAGCGCAAUGAAAUACAGAGAGAAAUAAAGAAGCUGGACGCUUCUAUUGCGGAGCACAGAAUCGUAAUUCGUCGGUUUGAGGAAAAAUUCAGUACUGGAGGAGAUUUAACAGCUAAACAAUAUCAGAAUGUUCGUGAUCGAGACUACCUCUUGGAUGCUACUUUGAAUGACCCCGUUGUUUUUUCUGCAGAAAAGGCAAAAGAAGAAGCUGAAUUGGCCACAGAAGAGGUUACAUUCAGCCAAUUGCAAAUUAAUCAAAUGGCUGCUAACAGGAAAAUUAGACUACAUGAGUACGAAAGGCAACUAAGAAAGGGGAAGGAAGCAGCUGUAAUAUCCGGGAAUAAUACCACAGGUAAAGGAAAGCUAACUAAUGAUCCUAAUGUUUGUCAAGGUGAUGAGAUGUACCCAUCUGCUACUAAUGAAAUAUCAGGUCAUAUAGGUGAAAAGGCGUCCCCAAAAGCCACUAUUAAAAGCCGUUUCCUCUCUACAUAUAAUACAGGUAAAGAUGUAGACAGUUCUGCUAGUGCCAGGUCGGUCACUGGUGUUAGUGGUGUUUUGGACGAAAAGUCUGAAAUUCCAAAUAAGGAAACAGUUCUACCUGGAAAUGGGGCGAGGCCAGACAAUGCACGCAAAGCACCAGAUGAGAUCUAUGAAAACCCCAUAUUAGCCAAGAACGAUAAGCCCUUAAGGCCUGCUGCAGAUGCAGGAGGAUCCAUAACAAUCGAGCAAUUCUUAUUCAAUAAGAAAGCUCAAAAAAAAGAUCUAUCUGGGACGAAAUCUGCAACUAUAAAGAGCGACUCUGUGUUAAACCAGAUGGGAUCAGAAAAUGAAGAUGAACUCGCGCAUCGUGCCGACAGAGGCCGUCGAUCUUUCAGUGGUUUCUCUCAAGGUUCAACCGAAAAUGAUUAUAGUAAUGAAGUGACAGACGAUCAAGAUGAAUCAGACAUUAAAGUUCGUGACUCCAACGAUUCUAAUACGUCUCGUAAAGAAAGUUUUUUCAAAGAGAUUAUUUAA